This is a messenger RNA of Orbilia oligospora ATCC 24927, 726 nucleotides long. RefSeq lists its product as uncharacterized. The transcript has a single exon. The record is from RefSeq and is a predicted model, not a curated record. Gene Ontology annotation, molecular function: nucleic acid binding; RNA-DNA hybrid ribonuclease activity. Bases 1 to 726 code for a protein of 241 amino acids. Gene Ontology annotation, biological process: DNA replication, removal of RNA primer. Lineage: Eukaryota; Fungi; Ascomycota; Orbiliomycetes; Orbiliales; Orbiliaceae.
AUGACGGGGUCGGCUACCGAAAACCGACGCUUCAUCAAUUGUCCCACGGUUAAUGCCCUCAACUUCGAAGAACAGGUCGUUGUAUGUCCCGGGUGCAGCCAGUUUGGUGCGAUGUGCUGCCAGCACCCGAAUGAUGAUUGCCAUCAUCAUAGGCUCUUCUUCGCGGACGGUGCCUGUUUGAAUAAUGGCCGUGGAGGCGCUCGCGGAGGCGUUGGAGUCGCAGCUGCGGAAAAUGAUAAAAACCUUCAUGUCUCAAAGCCUUUCUCGGAUUUGGCCCUGGAACGAGAUGGGAAUCCAAAGCGAACCAACCAGAUCGCAGAACUCAGAGCUGCAAUUGAGGCCGUCGCCUUGAUCGAACGGUUUUACGACUCCUACGGGCCUAACGGAGAGCCAAAUUCCAAACCAGAUAUUCGAAAGCGAAAGCACCAAAAUAUCAGCCGAAGUUCCCCACAAGAACCGCCUCUCUGUGUCAUUGGGAUGGAUUCGCAGUACGUCGUUAAGGGGAUGACGGAAUGGCUUCCAAUUUGGAAAGAGAAUGGGCUCAAAACCAAGAGUGGUUAUGAGCCGGCAAAUCUUAAUUUGUUCUUAUUAUUAGAGCAAGAUAUUUGCAGAGUUGAAAGGAAGUGGGGCGGCGGUAUGGUCAUUUGUUUCUGGUGGAUCCCACGGGGGUGUAACAAAAUCGCAGAUAAAUUGGCGAAGGAUGCUGCAAAGCUUGAUAUCAAUUGA